Molecule: messenger RNA, 1890 nt
Organism: Brachypodium distachyon (stiff brome)
Lineage: Eukaryota; Viridiplantae; Streptophyta; Magnoliopsida; Poales; Poaceae
Product: probable metal-nicotianamine transporter YSL17
Cellular component (GO): membrane
Molecular function (GO): oligopeptide transmembrane transporter activity
Source: RefSeq, a predicted model, not a curated record
AUGGGUUCUUGGGGCCGAUCUUUCGAGGGAGAGCCCCUGCCGUCGCGGCGGGAGACGAUGACGGUGCGGUCGGCGGUCGUGAGCCUCGUGCUCGGGUGCAUGCUCAGCGUCGUGGCGAUGAAGCUGGCUCUCACCUCGGGCUUCGCGCCCUCGCUCGCCAUCCCCGCCGGCUUCCUAGGAUUCUCAGCUCUUUCACUCCACCAGGAGAACACCGUCAUCCAGACAUGCGUCGUCUCCUGCACCAGCAUCGCCUUCAGUGGUUGGCACGCGGGUUUGCACAGCAAGCAAGUGGCGGCAUUGUUGAAAACUUUCGUUGGGACCGUCGCAUGGUCCAUCUUUCAAUGGUUCUUCGCCGGCGGCCGACAGUGCGGCUUCCAGACAUUCCCGACGUUUGGCAUCAACGCAUAUCGACUAGGGUGUGUAGCAACAACACGAUUAACAGUAGUACUACUUAAAAUUAAGUUGCAUACUAAUUAGUGGUUACAUUACCAUACAUAGUAUAAGAUCACCAUCUCCAUGCUCGUGGGGUCCUUGCUCUCAUGGGGGGUCCUCUGGCCUUACAUCGAGACCAAGGCAGGGGACUGGUACCCGCAGGGCCUCGACGGCGACAACAUCAGCGGCAUCAACGGCUACCGGGUGUUCAUCGGGAUAUCCAUGAUCCUCGCCGACGGGCUCCUGCACAUGUUCUCCAUCCUGCUUCGAACGCUCUACGAAAUGUACAAACAACAGUUGGCAGCAGCACACAACCAUCAGCAGCCAACGCAGAACAUCGCCGGGCAGCAGCAGCAGCAGCCGUUCCAGUGCCUCAGCCUCGGCGACAGAACGAUCCAGAGCUUCGACGACCGCCGGAGGACGCAGGUGUUCCUCCGGGACCGGAUGCCCAAUUCUGUCCCAAUCGCCGGCUACGCGGUCUUGUCGGUCAUCUCGACCGUUGUCAUACCGCACCUCUACACGCAGCUGAGGUACCACCACGUGGCCUUCGCCUACCUCAUCGCGCCGGUGUUCGCCUUCUGCAACGCCUACGGCAACGGCAUCACGGACAUGAACAUCGCCACCACCUACGGCAAGAUCGCCAUGCUCAUCUUCAGCUCGUGGGUCGGGCUCGAGGACGGCGGCGUGGUGGCCGGGCUCGCCGCGUGCGCCAUCGUGGCAUCCAACGUCUCCACGGCGUCGGACCUGAUGCAGGACUACAGGACGGGCUACCUCACGCUCACCUCGCCCCACGCUGUGUCCAUCAGCCAGGUCGCCGGGAUGGCGCUCGGCUGCGUGGCCAACCCGGUCAUCUUCUCCAUAUUCUGCAAAGUAUACAGCUACGGCGGCGCGGCCCACGACGCCAGCAACGCGAUGGGGCCGUACGCCAAGGUGUACCGCGGCAUCUCCCUGCUGGGGAUGACGACGGAGAACGGGCUGCCGACGCACACCAUGCUGCUCUGCAAGGUUUUCUUCGCGCUGGCGCUGUCCCUCGGCGUGCUCCGUGAGGCUGCGACGCACAGGGGGUGGCGGCGCGUGCGGCGGUGCGUGCCGAGCACCAUCGGCAUGGCCGUGGCAUUCUUCGUGCCGCCCACGAUCCCGGUCGGCAUGUUCGUGGGCAGCGUGGUGAUAUACCUGUGCGGGAGCGCGGACGAUGACGGGAUGCGGAUGAUGUCGCCGGCCGUGGCGUGCGGGCUGAUAUGUGGGGACGGGUUCGGGUCGCUGCUGUCGUCGAUGCUCACGCUGCUCAAGGCGCGCCCGCCGAUCUGCAUCAAGUUCGUGUCCCGACGAGAAGUGAAUGAGCGCCUCGAUGUUUUCCUAGCAGCAAGAGCCAAGCCAUCGUUGCUACGGGUAGUUGGUGUGUGUGUGCGUGUGUGUCGUACCGGGGUUAAGUGCAGUUUUGACCAUGAUGUAGUGUAA